Messenger RNA from Schistosoma curassoni, 2523 nucleotides. NCBI's taxonomy places the organism in Eukaryota, Metazoa, Platyhelminthes, Trematoda, Strigeidida, Schistosomatidae. The record is from the annotation of a GenBank genome assembly.
AUGCGAAAACCAUCCACUACUACUACUACUACUACUACUACUACUACUACUACUACUACUACUACUACUACUACUACUACUACUACUACUACUACUACUACUACUACUACUACUACUACUACUACUACUACUACUACUACUACUACUACUACUACUACUACUACUACUACUACUACUACUACUACUACUACUACUACUACUACUACUACUACUACUACUACUACUACUACUACUACUACUACUACUACUACUACUACUACUACUACUACUACUACUACUACUACUACUACUACUACUACUACUACUACUACUACUACUACUACUACUACUACUACUACUACUACUACUACUACUACUACUACUACUACUACUACUACUACUACUACUACUACUACUACUACUACUACUACUACUACUACUACUACUACUACUACUACUACUACUACUACUACUACUACUACUACUACUACUACUACUACUACUACUACUACUACUACUACUACUACUACUACUACUACUACUACUACUACUACUACUACUACUACUACUACUACUACUACUACUACUACUACUACUACUACUACUACUACUACUACUACUACUACUACUACUACUACUACUACUACUACUACUACUACUACUACUACUACUACUACUACUACUACUACUACUACUACUACUACUACUACUACUACUACUACUACUACUACUACUACUACUACUACUACUACUACUACUACUACUACUACUACUACUACUACUACUACUACUACUACUACUACUACUACUACUACUACUACUACUACUACUACUACUACUACUACUACUACUACUACUACUACUACUACUACUACUACUACUACUACUACUACUACUACUACUACUACUACUACUACUACUACUACUACUACUACUACUACUACUACUACUACUACUACUACUACUACUACUACUACUACUACUACUACUACUACUACUACUACUACUACUACUACUACUACUACUACUACUACUACUACUACUACUACUACUACUACUACUACUACUACUACUACUACUACUACUACUACUACUACUACUACUACUACUACUACUACUACUACUACUACUACUACUACUACUACUACUACUACUACUACUACUACUACUACUACUACUACUACUACUACUACUACUACUACUACUACUACUACUACUACUACUACUACUACUACUACUACUACUACUACUACUACUACUACUACUACUACUACUACUACUACUACUACUACUACUACUACUACUACUACUACUACUACUACUACUACUACUACUACUACUACUACUACUACUACUACUACUACUACUACUACUACUACUACUACUACUACUACUACUACUACUACUACUACUACUACUACUACUACUACUACUACUACUACUACUACUACUACUACUACUACUACUACUACUACUACUACUACUACUACUACUACUACUACUACUACUACUACUACUACUACUACUACUACUACUACUACUACUACUACUACUACUACUACUACUACUACUACUACUACUACUACUACUACUACUACUACUACUACUACUACUACUACUACUACUACUACUACUACUACUACUACUACUACUACUACUACUACUACUACUACUACUACUACUACUACUACUACUACUACUACUACUACUACUACUACUACUACUACUACUACUACUACUACUACUACUACUACUACUACUACUACUACUACUACUACUACUACUACUACUACUACUACUACUACUACUACUACUACUACUACUACUACUACUACUACUACUACUACUACUACUACUACUACUACUACUACUACUACUACUACUACUACUACUACUACUACUACUACUACUACUACUACUACUACUACUACUACUACUACUACUACUACUACUACUACUACUACUACUACUACUACUACUACUACUACUACUACUACUACUACUACUACUACUAUACUACUACUACUACUACUACUACUACUACUACUACUACUACUACUACUACUACUACUACUACUACUACUACUACUACUACUACUACUACUACUACUACUACUACUACUACUAACUACUACUACUACUACUACUACUACUACUACUACUACUACUACUACUACUACUACUACUACUACUACUACUACUACUACUACUACUACUACUACUACUACUACUACUACUACUACUACUACUACUACUACUACUACUACUACUACUACUACUACUACUACUACUACUACUACUACUACUACUACUACUACUACUACUACUACUACUACUACUACUACUACUACUACUACUACUACUACUACUACUACUACUACUACUACUACUACUACUACUACUACUACUACUACUACUACUACUACUACUACUACUACUACUACUACUACUACUACUACUACUACUACUACUACUACUACUACUACUACUACUACUACUAUUGUUAUUACUAUUAUGACCAAUAGUAAUAAUACCAAAAAAUAA